Adineta ricciae is the source of this 2817-nucleotide messenger RNA. Lineage: Eukaryota; Metazoa; Rotifera; Eurotatoria; Adinetida; Adinetidae. The record is from the annotation of a GenBank genome assembly.
AUGGCGAAGAAAUAUGCGUCGUCAUCCUCCGACGAAGAUUCUUCCAUACGCGAACAAACCUUGAAAAUAUGUCCGUUGUAUAACCAGAAUCCUGCAUCAUGUCAGUCAUCAUUGUGCGAAUGCUUUCACUUGUGCGGCAAGUAUAUCCUCGAGAAUAAGUGUUCACAAUUCGAAAUCAACGGCAAAUGUUCGCAUUCGCAUUCAUUUUUUACUCUUCACAAUGCGAAAAUUCUCAAACGACAGUACAACUUAUCGUUGAAUGAUGAAAAUAUCGGCAAGAAACUUUCAAAUUUGAUUGAAUAUUCUUCAAGGUUAAUGCGCAAACCUUCACCACCUGUCAAUGCAUAUAACCUAAUCGAUUUGACACCCGAGCAGACAAAAACUUCGCCGCUCAAUACAAUACACUCGCGGUAUCCAACACGCACUUCACAUGAGAGUGAUUCUUCCAGCUCAGCACGCAGCAGCAAAGAAAAGCCAACAGAUAUUCCAGCGCAAGACAAGUGUAAGAUGCCCACGCAAAGUAUCACUUUUGAUACGGAAGACGAUGAACUGUCGAUAUCAUCUUCACAUAAACGUAUACAAUCGAAAAAAUCGAGUUCGACCAAAAUGAAAAAUACUGAUUCGUCAUCAUCGGAGACAUCCCAUGGAAAAGACGCAACCACAGUAACAACAGAUUCUUCAAAGACAAAUCAUUCCGCACAGUCUGUGCUCAAUGCUGUACCUCGAUUGAGAGACGAACAUAGUUCGUCACCAGACUCCGACGGUUCUUCGAUGAGCUCAACAAAUAUGAAGUACAUCUUUGAUGCAUAUACGAACGAUAUUAUACUAUUAUUUCUUCAUGGUCCUGUAAGACAACGUUUGAUAAAAGAGAAACAUUAUCCUAUUUCACCGUCUGGCUAUUGUCAAGCAUUAACCGAGAGUGAAGGAAGGGUGCUGAAGAAACUGAUUCAUGAUUUUUUACCAUACCGUGUGAAAAGUGAUCCAGUUCGGUUUGAUAACAAGAUUCUCUCGUUGGUUAGUUCGACCUGCACUGCGGAGAAAGUUUUCGAAGAUAAUUCGAAUCAAACCGAUUAUGCCAUUACAACUGAUCCAUGUACAGUUACUUUUGACGUGGAAGUUAUAUAUCCGCCGAGAAGCGAUAGCGAACGUUCAGAAUCGACAUCACCAACCGAUCUGACAAGUGUAUCCGACAAAUCACAAUCAUCCUUAUCCGAUGCUCAAUGUCAUAUAUCCUCUACAAAUUCGUCGAUUGAUCUUGUCUAUGGAGAUAUCUCUCAGAUUGAAGUUGAUGUGAUGAUAUGUGUAAUGACGUCUAUCACCUUACUAAAAAGUGUACUCAUGAGAGCUGGCCCAACAGUUAGAGCAGAAUAUGAAAAGCGAUACCGAACGGAGUCGUUUUUCUUUCUCGAUGGUGGAUCUACUCUAGCAAAGAAGAUUUUGUUUGUUCCGUGGAAAUCAGAUGUUCAACUUUCAGAUAUUAGUCAAAUUCAACAAUCUCUAGCUGAAUUAGUGCAAAAGUGUAUCAGAACGGCACAUCAGCAGCAAGCAAAGUCAAUAGCCUUUCCAUCGAUUGGAACUGGACUCCUUGGCGUGAAUAUUCAAUAUGUCUGCGAAGCAAUGAUCGAUUCAGCCAAUGAAACUUUACAACAUCUAACAAUGAAUGUCCUAUUUGUAAUCUAUCCAUCAAAAGUCGAUAAAAAAUCCGAUUCAGCAUAUCAAUCAUUCCAAACAUAUUUGAAUGCUCUAACUCAACAAAAUGAAACGCAAGCAACUUAUACGGCAUGUCAAAAUCCCACUUCUCCAGCCAAGCCAAUUCCGAUCGAUCGACAUCAAUAUAUUUGUCACACUUGGACAUGUACGAAUUUAGUAAUCAUAUCGAAUAUGGAUGAUGUACAUACAUACGACGAACAUCUGCUAAGGUCUUUGGAAAAAUUGAUAGUCACAAAGGAAUAUGACUUCUCUUUAAUUCAUAAACCUUUUCUGAAGUCAGACAUUUUGAUUGAUACAUGUUUCGAUCAUAACGUACUACCGACCAUUGACUAUUCGAAAGGAAAACUAAUCCUUCAGGGGGAUAGUGAAUCGUGCUCGCAAUGUUUCAGUAAUCUUCGUGGACAACAACCUGUUUAUAAGUACUAUCUCCUAUCGAAGAACAAAUCGAAAAACGAAGAGAUCCCAUUGAAUACUUACGUCACAUUGAAGAUUGAUGAAGCCAAGGGUAAUGGUGAAUCGAUGAUUUCGAUUCGAGACGAUUUGCAUACGAUUUAUGAAAUUGACCUCGAUAAUUUGCAAGUUCUAAUCAAUCGAAGUAGUCAAACGCAAAGCCUCAUACGAAAACAAAUCGAUGACAAUCAUAAAAUUCUUCCUCCAAGUAUAUGGCCUUCGCUGAAUUUAAUGAUCCAAACAGUUAACUUAUCCCCGGAAUCGUUUCCCUCGUUGCCAUGCGUUCGUACGUUUGAGUACACAAUGGCUCAAUCUAAAUUAUCUAUCGAACGAAUCGAAGCGAUUCAAAAUUGGCCAUUGUACGUUCAUUUCGUUCGAAAGAAGAGUAAGACAGAUACGACCGUGUUCCACGCCUGUCCACUAUCAUCCGUCACAUCAAUCAUUCACUAUGGUUUUCAUUCGGAAUCAGGAUCAAUUGAAUUUGCUCGGCAAGCGUUGAAAACUCAUAUACAUAAUGCAUAUCGCUCAACUAAUGGACGAUACUAUAUGUUCGUCGUGAUCCUUUCGAAGAAUGUCCGCGAGAAAGAUUUGAUCAGUUUAUCAAACGAUGAUGCUCAUUUAGCCUUACCAACACAUCUGAUCACUUAUAAACAAUAG